Anoplopoma fimbria (sablefish) is the source of this 4673-nucleotide messenger RNA. RefSeq names its product ephrin type-B receptor 3-like. Gene Ontology annotation, molecular function: protein binding; ATP binding; transmembrane-ephrin receptor activity. Gene Ontology annotation, cellular component: plasma membrane; neuron projection. The record is from RefSeq and is a predicted model, not a curated record. The coding region runs from base 102 to 3059 and encodes 985 amino acids. The transcript is spliced from 16 exons. Gene Ontology annotation, biological process: cell surface receptor protein tyrosine kinase signaling pathway; axon guidance; protein phosphorylation. Lineage: Eukaryota; Metazoa; Chordata; Actinopteri; Perciformes; Anoplopomatidae.
CUGGGACGGCACUGGGUGCGUGGAGCGUGGGAUCACCCAGGAUUGUGUUCCCUCCUCUCUCUCUCUCGUGGGUCUGUUUACAUGUCCGACCUGACUGCUUUAUGACAAUGGAUUACUUUCUGCUUUUAUGCAGCCUCUUGCUGCCAGUGGUGUCCGCCGUUGAAGAGACGCUGAUGGACACAAAGUGGGCCACAACAGAAUUAGCCUGGACUGCACACCCUGAGACCGGGUGGGAAGAGGUGAGUGGCUACGAUGAUGCCAUGAACCCCAUCCGGACGUACCAAGUCUGCAAUGUCCGUGAGGUCAACCAGAACAACUGGCUACGCAGUGACUUCAUCCCACGAAAGGAUGUGCUGCGUGUAUAUGUAGAGAUGAAAUUCACAGUGCGCGAUUGCAACAGCAUUCCCAACAUCCCAGGUUCCUGCAAAGAGACCUUCAACCUCUUCUACUAUGAGUCUGACUCAGAUUCAGCCACAGCCACCAGCCCCUUCUGGAUGGAGAACCCUUAUGUGAAGGUGGAUACCAUUGCCCCAGAUGAGAGCUUUUCCAUGCUUGAGACUGGGCGGGUAAACACAAAGGUUCGAAGUUUCGGGCCAUUGUCCAAAGCCGGGUUCUACUUGGCCUUCCAGGAUCUCGGUGCCUGCAUGUCGCUCAUCUCAGUGAGGGUCUUUUACAAAAAAUGCUCCACCACCACUGCCAACUUUGCCAUUUUCCCAGAGACAGCAACUGGGGCCGAAGCAACCUCCUUGGUCAUUGCGCCAGGAACUUGUGUCUCCAACGCUUUGGAGGUGUCCGUGCCAUUGAAGCUCUACUGCAAUGGAGAUGGCGAGUGGAUGGUUCCUGUAGGGGCCUGCACUUGCUCGUCUGGGUUCGAACCAGCCUUGAAGGAGACCCAAUGUCAAGCUUGCAGCCCUGGCACCUUCAAGUCCAAACAAGGAGAUGGCUUUUGCUUGCCGUGUCCAGCCAACAGCCGUGCCAGCUCAGGAGCAUCAAGUGUUUGCUCCUGUAGAAACGGUUACUACCGCUCUGACAACGAUUCUCCCGACUCCCCCUGUACCACCGUUCCUUCUGCACCCCGCAGUGUCAUCUCCAGCGUGAACGAAACCUCACUUGUGCUGGAAUGGAGCGACCCACGAGACUUGGGUGGCCGGGAAGACAUCUUUUACAACGUCAUCUGUAAGAAGUGCCUGCCUGAGCGGGGAAUGUGCUCGCGGUGUGACGACAACGUAGACAUCUCGCCACGGCACCUGGGCCUCACCCAGCGCCGUGUGGCCGUCCGUAAUCUACAAGCCCACACGCAGUACAGUUUUGAGAUCCAGGCGGUCAACGGUGUUUCCAACAAAAGCCCCUACACACCUCAGUUCUCUGCAGUGAACAUCACAACAAAUCAGGCCGCUCCCUCUGCAGUGCCCACGGUUCACCUGAUGGCGGCCACAGCCAGCACCAUGAGCCUGUCCUGGCUGCCUCCAGAGAAACCCAACGGAAUCAUUCUGGAUUAUGAGAUUAAGUACCAUGAGAAGGAUCAGGGUGAGGCCAUUGCUCAUACCAUGACUGCACAACGGAGCAAUGCCCGCAUUGAAGGUCUCAAGGCUGGCACACCCUAUGUGGUACAGGUCCGUGCCCGCACAGUGGCCGGUUACGGCCGUUACAGCAGCCCGGCCGACUUCAGCACCAACUUGCAAACCGACCCUCCAAAGUCCUGGCAAGAGCAGCUGCCACUCAUCGUGGGAUCAGCCACCACCGCCUUCGUCUUCAUCAUUGCAGUUGUGGUCAUUGCUAUCGUCUGCCUCAGAAAGCAGAGAAAUGGUUCAGAGUCGGAGUACACAGAGAAACUGCAGCAGUACAGUAAGUAUCUUUUAACACCGGGAAUGAAAGUCUACAUUGACCCCUUCACCUAUGAGGACCCCAACGAGGCUGUGCGCGAGUUUGCCAAGGAGAUCGACGUCUCCUGCGUGAAGAUCGAGGAGGUCAUUGGCGCAGGAGAGUUCGGGGAGGUGUGUCGCGGUCGCCUAAAGCUGCCUGGGCGCCGUGAGAUCAUCGUAGCCAUCAAGACUCUCAAGGUUGGCUACACUGACCGCCAGAGGCGAGACUUUCUGUCUGAGGCGUCAAUCAUGGGCCAGUUCGACCAUCCCAACAUUAUCCGUCUGGAAGGUGUGGUCACCAAGAGUCGACCAGUGAUGAUUGUGACCGAGUUCAUGGAGAAUGGAGCACUGGACUCUUUCCUACGGCUCAAUGAUGGGCAGUUCACAGUGAUCCAGCUGGUUGGCAUGCUGCGUGGUAUCGCAGCAGGCAUGAAGUACCUGUCCGACAUGAACUACGUGCACAGAGACCUGGCUGCCCGUAACAUCUUGGUCAACAGUAAUCUAGUGUGUAAGGUGUCUGAUUUUGGCCUAUCUCGAUUCUUGGAGGAUGACGCUACAGACCCCACGUACACCAGCUCCCUGGGAGGAAAGAUACCCAUUCGUUGGACGGCUCCCGAGGCGAUUGCCUACAGAAAGUUCACCUCGGCCAGUGAUGUGUGGAGCUACGGCAUUGUCAUGUGGGAAGUGAUGUCGUAUGGCGAACGGCCGUACUGGGACAUGAGCAAUCAAGAUGUGAUAAAUGCCGUGGAGCAGGACUAUCGACUGCCCCCACCCAUGGACUGCCCCACAGCACUGCACCAGCUCAUGUUGGACUGCUGGGUCAAAGAGAGGAACCUGCGACCCAAAUUCACCCAGAUUGUGGCCACGCUGGACAAACUUAUCCGCAAUGCUGCCAGCCUCAAGGUGGUCACCAACAGCACACAGUCUUCUGGGGUAUCCCAUCCAUUGCUUGACCGCUGUGUGCCAGACUAUACCACUUUCACCACUGUGGGGGACUGGCUGGACGCCAUCAAGAUGAGCCGCUACCGUGACAACUUUGUCAAUGCCGGAUUUGCUUCCUUUGACCUGGUGGCCCAGAUGACAGCAGAGGACUUGCUGCGGAUAGGGGUAACGUUGGCCGGCCAUCAGAAGAAGAUUCUCGGUAGCAUUCAGGACAUGAGACUACAGAUGAACCAAACACUUCCUGUCCAGGUGUGAGCGACAGGACAAACAGACCGAUGCAGUCGAAAGACAGCCAGACAGGAAAAGCGGGGAGGAACUGUGCCAGAGAGAGCCAUUGGAAAACCCUAGCUGCCUGACCCAUCUCUGCCAAUUAGACGCUAUAAAACUGGCUUGCAGUGCCUCUGACUAUUUUUUUUUUUUAUUUUACUACCACUUCCAUUUCCUGUUCCUGCUUUUUUUGUUAUUCCUCAUUGUUUCUUUUUCCAUCCAAUCAGAAUUUGUGUGUUUUUUGAAAGAGGAGGAAGAGUUACCCCCCUUAUAUCCCAUGCGUGCCUCACCAGCUCUGGUGUGGGUUGACGUUUGCAUGCAUGUGUGUUUUAGUGAGGUUGGCCUUAGCCCUAUACCUGAAAUGUCACACUCUGAUCCUCACCCGAGUGCCCCUCCCUGUGACCUCUUAACCCAGCUGUGAUGGACGUAAUACAUAGUAAAGAAUGAACGCCCUGGUAUAAAAAAAGUGAACAAAAGGUUCACACACAAAAAAAAAAUGACUUGACAAAAAGCAGAGGUGUUUCGGACCCACAGGAGAUAGAGGACAAAUCUUUCCCUGAUAGAAGUUGUUUUACUGUGCACGUGUGUCGUUCUCCAUCUUCAUAUUGAAGGUGUGUAAUGUAAAAGGGCACCUGCUGGAGAAGGGUGAGGUGGAGGAAGAGGAUAUAUGAUGGGCUGAGAUCAAAGGUCAAGAAGAUGACAGAGGUCAAAUAGGUCAAAGGAGGGCAGCCACAUUUUUGGACACUUGUUUUGGCUGCUGAAUCCUCAAAAGGUCACUAGAUGACCUCUUCACCCUGACCUGAAGUGACUCAGGAUAGCUCCACAGCUUGGGAUCACCUGCUCAUCAACUGUGUUUUUACAGAUUAAAAUGUGUUAUUUUUGUUUGUCCACACACUUUUUUUCUUCAUUUUUUUGGCUUUCUUACACAUUUUUGGGAGAUUUGUGGUUUCAAAAUGGCCGGUCAAACCCAAGUACCCCCCACUGGACACUUUGUGUGAUUAAGGGGAGACGAGGACUGUGGCAACACUAUAGAAAGACCACUUGGCCUUUUGUGUGCGUUUUUGUAUGUGUGCGUACGCAUGUGUGCGUAUAUGUGUGAUUAAGUGUGCUUGGAUGUGUGGGUGUGUCAAGUUGCACACAAGUAUACUGUACAAUACAGCUUCCGCUAUUUGCCACCGUGGAGAAUUAACGCAUGAACUGAACCGUGACAAGGAGCAAAUAUAUCUGAAACAAUUACGCUAUAUUCUGUGGACAACUGUUAAACUUUCUUUUUUAAUGAAUCCCCAAAAAAUUACUUAGAAUAUAUAUAUGCAGGAACUGAGGGAAACCAUUAUGGACACCUUACUUUCUACGUACUAUUAUCUGGAUUUAGAAAUAAUCAAAAGUCUUGUUUUAAUUUCUUGACAUCCUGCCCUAUGUAUUUAUUUUUACCUCUCCCACCGACCCCCACUCCCCAACAAAUCCCAGAUGGACUGUAUUUGGGAAGGACUUGGAACAAUCAGAAGGAAGAGAAACUCCAAGAGGAUUCACCUUAUGAAUUGCUAUUAUUAAACAAAAGAAAUUGCAUAUAAAUUGGAUAUUGUAUUUUUGUUGUUGUUCUAA